CCUCUUAGACUGAGUUUGUAUCUGCAGUUCCUAUUCUUGAGAUAAAGUAUGAACUACUUUAUUAAAUAUAUUUUUCUCAGUGUGGCAGUAUACACCUAGGCAAUAGGUCCUGAAAUUCAAUACAUGUUUGGAUGCUUUGAUUCAGGUGAUUUUCAGGUUGUUAUGGAGGUAGAUGGGGAUGAGGUGUUCUAUGUAGACUUCAAAAAAAAGGAGGCAAUGUGGACAGUCCCUCACUUCCAAAAUUUUAAAUAUGCUAAGUUUAGACAAUUAGUUUACCAAUAUAGUGAACUGAGCAGAACAUUUUGCCAUACCAACUUAAUCCAGGAGAGAAACUGGGCUGCCUCCUUCCCACCAAACCUCAAAGCACCUGGAAGCACCAUUGGGAAAAAAGAAAAAGAAAAACCCAAAGAAAAAAUUGAGCUGGAGUCAGAAAACACCUUAAUUUGCUUUGUGAAUGAUUUCUUCCCUCCAUCCAUCAACGUGAAGUGGACCAAGAAUAACGUGGAACUGACAGAGGGGUCAUUGGGUCGUUAUCACCCUAACAAAGAUGGAACGUUCUUCCAGGUUUCCACCCUUACUUUUACCCCUCAGGAUGGAGACGUCUAUGCCUGCACUGUGGAGCACCCAGCCUUGGAGAGCCCCCGAACCCGAUUCUGGGAGGUGGAGGUGAAUGAGUCCAGUGCAUGUCCAGCUGUGUUCUGUGGAGUGGGUCUGACUCUGGGGCUUUUAGGAGUGGCAGCCGGAACAUUUCUCCUUGUAAAACAACCACAGUCAAAUCAGGGUGCUUGAAGAAGAACAACAAACGAGUAAAAGUAUAUAUUACAUUCAAUGAUUAGACCCUGUGACUUAUUUCUCUUCUGGACAGGUAUGUUAGCAAUACAAUUGCUGCUUUAAAUUACACAUGACUUUUGUACUGUUACAUUACUAUCUGUAUGUCCCUUUAAUAUAGUAAAGGUACAUUCUGUGGAACCUCACAAAAUAGUGAGGCGGAUGCAAAUGUUUUUCACUGCUAUCAAGUUAUUUUAUGUUAACAUAAUAUGCUUGGUGACAAUAAAAACAUAAAU
Molecule: messenger RNA, 1064 nt
Organism: Osmerus eperlanus (European smelt)
Lineage: Eukaryota; Metazoa; Chordata; Actinopteri; Osmeriformes; Osmeridae
Product: H-2 class II histocompatibility antigen, A-K alpha chain-like
Exons: 4
Coding region: 124-789 (221 amino acids)
Biological process (GO): immune response; antigen processing and presentation
Cellular component (GO): membrane; MHC class II protein complex
Source: RefSeq, a predicted model, not a curated record